Messenger RNA from Fimicolochytrium jonesii, 1232 nucleotides. RefSeq lists its product as uncharacterized. NCBI's taxonomy places the organism in Eukaryota, Fungi, Chytridiomycota, Chytridiomycetes, Spizellomycetales, Powellomycetaceae. The coding region runs from base 436 to 1095 and encodes 219 amino acids. The transcript is spliced from 2 exons. The record is from RefSeq and is a predicted model, not a curated record.
UGGGGGGAUUGGGGGGAGGGGGAGAUGUAGAUUGAGGUUGGGGUGGGCAUUGCGGGUUGCCGAAGGGAGUGGGAGUGUGUAUGGUUUGCCGAAUGAGAAUAGUUGCUGGGAUGAGAAUGAAAAAAAAGUAACGGGACGUCGUCCUUCCAGUCGUUCCCAUCUCCGCCCGGAAUGGGACGCGUGAGGUGAGGGUUCCGCCGUCGCACUUCCGCCCUCCUUCCUUCUCGCUUCCCAUACUCCAUACUGGCAGGCGGGCAGGCUGGUAAGGCGCAAGUGCUUCCGGGCUGUCGUCCUCGUAAGGCGGUCUCGCUCAUUUCCCGGCCUUCCACGGAUGACUCCGCACGCAGCACUCCCAUAAGAGAGAGUUCACACCUCCCACCCACCUCACACUGCCCUCCAUCCCGCCGCCGCCCCUUCUCACUCCACACACACCAAAUGUCCCGUCUCCCCACCUCCUUCAGAGCUCUCCACACCCUCACUUCACUCCGGAGUUCAAUAAUACCUUCUGCGUCUCACUUGACCUUCGCUCGACCACUACCCACAGUCAGUGGCCGCUCGUUACAACAACACCACCUCACACCCCGAUCCAUUUCCUCAACGCCACAGCCCAAACCACCAUUGCACAGCACCGCCCUCAGAUCCCCUUCCCAACCCCCGCCAAAUAAAAUGCCAACCGACCCAUCCACAACCACCCCCCUCCUACCGCCCACAAUCACAACCCCAUUCACACCCCCACCAUCCCCCCUACCGUCAUCAGCGGCCUCCGCGGCAGCCACAGCAGCCCUCGCAUCCCUCCACCCGCGCUUCUCAAAGGGCUGGUGGUGGGACUGGAGCGUCAUCUUCCUCGUGUUUGGGAUCACGGGUUCGACCACGGUUAGGGUUGUUAAGCCCUUCUUGGAGAGGGUUUUGGGUAUUGAGGGAACAUUUAUAGAAGGACCCUGGAGUUACCGCAUCGCCUACCUUCUGACCACGCUGCCGCUGUACUCGGCGAUCCUGUUGACGGUCGGGCGGAUCUUUGGACGUGGGCCGUAUUUCAGAGCCGUGGCGUUGAGGAUGUGGGGGCGGUUUUUGCCGAGGAGGUUGUUGAAGCAGUAGGAUUUUGGCGGUGAGGACAAGACUUGAGAAUGGGCGAGAAGAGUCAUACUGGGGAUACGACCGACAUCGCAUGCGUGUGCACUUUGGUCGUUCCAGCAACCCGCCGUGCGCCAUCCGCUUAAUGCUGCAGUUGAAAC